Messenger RNA from Meloidogyne enterolobii, 804 nucleotides. The record is from the annotation of a GenBank genome assembly. NCBI's taxonomy places the organism in Eukaryota, Metazoa, Nematoda, Chromadorea, Rhabditida, Meloidogynidae.
AUGACUUCCAAAUUAAAUUUAUUAAUAACAAUAAUUUCAUUUUAUUUACUUAAUACAAUUAAAUCUGCUCCUCGUCGACAACAGCAACAUGUUCAGUUAGCUGAGCAACCAACAGAAGAUGGUAUAACUCCAGAAAUAAAUGUUGAACAACCUGCAUAUAUAUCAGAACGCCCCGAUCUUGAAAUAUUAAAUUUUUUGGUAAAUCAAAUGUCAAUAUUACAAGAUGAGAGACUUGAAAAUUUUAUAAAUUUAUUAAAAAUAAUCAGAAAAAAUAAAAAGGAUGUAUUAGAAUUAUUUAAAAGUCAAGGAAUGUUCAAUCAACUUUUUGAAUUUGUCGAGGCUAAUUUGAAAAGGAUUCAGCCAGAAAAGAAAAAAUCGGAAAAGAAAAAUACAAAAUCUUGGUCUGAAGCGUUGAUAGAACUUAAACGAAACGGAUUCGAGCGAGUAUUAGAAUCUAUCGACAUUUGUCAAAAUUUGGAAAACUCAGUUUUCCGCCAAGCACUAAUUGGCUAUUGUAUUCAAGAAGUUAAAACUAAAUGUGAAACAAUGUUUGAAGCAGCCAAGAUUCCAAUAAAAGUGAAUUUGGACAAUUCGAUAAAUUUGACUGAUAAAAUCUUUGAUGAUCAGGAAUUGGAAAAUGUAGUUUUUGGAAAGAAAAGGAAGAAUUGGCUUUCCUUCUUGGACAAGCUCAAAGGCUCGAAAGUUUUGAGUAGAGCAUCCUCUUCGUCGUUAUCUUCAGUCUCUUCAAAUUUGUCGUGUUUGAGUGUCAAGGAUUUGGAUCUGGGGGAAACUACUAAUGAAUAA